Messenger RNA from Lotus japonicus, 2584 nucleotides. Its product is annotated as ATP-dependent zinc metalloprotease FTSH 10, mitochondrial-like. Gene Ontology annotation, cellular component: m-AAA complex; chloroplast thylakoid membrane. Gene Ontology annotation, biological process: protein-containing complex assembly; mitochondrial protein processing. The transcript has 7 exons. The record is from RefSeq and is a predicted model, not a curated record. NCBI's taxonomy places the organism in Eukaryota, Viridiplantae, Streptophyta, Magnoliopsida, Fabales, Fabaceae. Bases 155 to 2296 code for a protein of 713 amino acids. Gene Ontology annotation, molecular function: metalloendopeptidase activity; zinc ion binding; ATP-dependent peptidase activity.
UAUUCCAAACUCAAUUCCCUAUUCAAACCCUUGUCAUGCGCAUUCAACAUCAUUUGAUUCUGUUAAAAUCAUGAUGAAGCAAGGGUUAAAAUUCAGAUUCUCACUUUCCUGAUUUCUCUCAUCGCCGCCGUCUCCGCCUAACGUGCGACAGCUGAUGGCUGAGCAGCCGGGUUCCCCUCCGUGCCCUUCGAUGAAGCAAAAUUCUGAGAAGCUCUCCACCAAGGGGAAGAAGGAAGUCCCAAAUGGAAACAAUGGUAUUUUCAAGAGAAUUGAUCAAAUAUUCAACUUUAUAGAUCAUGGAAAUUCUCGAAAGGUUUUAACUGUCUCAGUAUUGGUGAUAGCCUCAUUAUUGGUGAUAGGGCUAUUUUUUGUGCCUUUUUCUUUUGGUCCUGACAAGGAGAUUAGCUUUCAGGAGUUUAGAAAUAAACUAUUGGAACCAGGGUUAGUAGACCACAUUGUUGUCUCAAAGAACUUAGUUGCCGAAAUAUAUGUACGGAGCUCUCCCCGUGAUCAAACUGACAAUGAAGUAGUCCAAGGGACAUUCUCUCCAAAGGGAUCUGGAGGUCAAUACAAAUAUUAUUUCAAUAUUGGAAGUAUUGAGUCUUUUGAGAAGAAGUUAAAGGAAGCACAAGAGGAACUAGGCAUUGACCAUCAUGAUUAUGUACCUGUUACAUAUUCUUCUGAAAUCGUUUGGUACCUGGAGUUAAUGCGAUUGGCUCCAGAAUUGUUGGUUUCAGUAUCUUUCGUAUAUCUGGUGAGAAGACUACAUGGAUUUGGUGGUGCCAAUAUUACUAAAGUAGACAAAAAUGCCAAAAUCAAGGUCUAUUUCAAAGAUGUUGCGGGCUGUGAUGAGGCAAAGCAAGAAAUUAUGGAGUUUGUCCACUUCCUAAAGAACCCAAAAAAAUAUGAAGAACUUGGUGCGAAAAUUCCAAAAGGUGCUCUUCUGGUUGGUCCUCCCGGCACAGGGAAAACCCUUUUAGCAAAAGCAACUGCCGGGGAGUCUGGUGUGCCAUUUCUUUCUAUAUCUGGUUCUGAUUUCACGGAAAUGUUUAUUGGUGUCGGACCAUCUAGGGUGAGAAGCUUGUUUCAGAAAGCAAAGAAGUGUGCUCCCUGUAUUAUAUUUAUUGAUGAGAUUGAUGCGAUUGGUCGUGCAAGGGGACGUGGAGGUUCCUCUGGGGCAAAUGAUGAGCGCGAAAGUACUUUAAAUCAAUUGCUGGUGGAGAUGGAUGGUUUUGGAACCACAGUUGGAGUUGUUGUGCUGGCAGGAACAAAUAGACCUGAUAUAUUAGACAAAGCCCUACUUAGACCUGGGCGAUUUGACCGCAAGAUAACAAUUGAUAAACCUGACAUCAAAGGUCGUGACCAGAUAUUUCAGAUCUACUUGAAAAAGAUCAAACUUGACCAUGAGCCUUCAUAUUUUUCAGAAAGGCUUGCAGCCCUUACUCCAGGAUUUGCUGGAGCAGAGAUUGCUAAUGUUUGCAAUGAAGCUGCUCUAAUUGCUGCAAGAGGUGAAAAAACACAAGUCUCAAUGGAUCACUUUGAGGCAGCUAUUGAUAGGAUUAUUGGUGGUUUGGAGAAGAAAAACAAGGUAAUAAGCAAGCUGGAAAGGCGCACUGUCGCUUACCAUGAGUCAGGCCAUGCUGUUGCUGGUUGGUUCUUGGAAUAUGCUGAACCCUUGUUGAAAGUAACUAUUGUUCCUCGUGGAACAGCUGCUCUUGGAUUUGCGCAGUACGUUCUGAGUGAGAACCUUCUCAUGACAAAGGAGCAGCUUUUCGAUAUGACUUGUAUGACCCUUGGUGGUCGGGCUGCAGAGCAGGUUCUCAUUGGGAGAAUCUCAACAGGAGCACAGGACGACUUGGAAAAAGUGACCAAGAUGACUUAUGCUCAAGUGGCAGUCUAUGGUUUCAGUGACAAAGUGGGCCUCCUCUCUUUCCCUCAGAGAGAAGACUCAUCUGAGAUGUUGAAGCCAUACAGCAGCAAAACUGCUGCAAUCAUUGAUAGUGAAGUGCGAGAAUGGGUGAAUAAAGCGUAUGAACGUACAAUACAGCUAAUUGAGGAACACAAGGAACAUGUAGCUCAAAUUGCAGAGUUGCUGCUUGAAAAAGAGGUACUUCACCAAGAUGACUUGGUUCGAGUUUUGGGGGAACGUCCCUUCCAGGCUAGUGAACACACCAGUUAUGAUAGGUCAAAGCAAGGUCCCCAAGCGGACGACGAAAAAAUCAUAGAAAGCACCGUCAAUGGGCCUGAGAAGGGUGGUGGGGAUUCACCUUUAGAUCCCCAGGUAGUCCUGACAUGAAUAAGUUCAUGUUUUUUUAAGUGUACAUGAAUAUCUUUUUUAGCUAAAAUUAAAAAUUUCAUUUAAACUCUAAUGGGGUAUGCUUUAGAAUAGUGACAUUGGAAAUAUUUGAAGGUAGUCUGCAAACAGUGAUGCAAAUUACACCCAGCUUAAGUAGAAAUAGAUAGCAAAAACACAUCUUUUUGUUUAUGUGUUUUAGCUAUUAUUUUGUUUUUGUUAAUUUGAUAACAUGGACAAAAAUUGUAUUAUCACUACUAAGUAAAUAAAAUUCGUUUCUUAUUUUUCUCA